UGUGCGUGUGUGCGUGCGUGUGUGUGUGUGUGUGUGUGUGUGUGUGUGCGUGUGCGUGUGUGGACGUGUGUGGACGUGUAGAUGUGUGCGUUUACCUGCGUGUGUGUGUGAUAGAAUACGAAAUUUAGAUAGAUAUUGGAGCAGUUUAGACACAAUUUUACUCUGGAAACUAACGUUGAACUCUUCGUUCAAUUUCCCAUUUCAUCAAAUUCCGGUUCCUCAUUUUAGAUCGACAUAAUUGGAAUUAAUAUUUGACUAUUAAUAAUGUACCGUAAAACUUGUGUAUCUCUGGCACCACGAUGCGGACGUUCAUAGGCAUAGGAAUUACGCACGCUUCUAACCAUUACGCAUCAACUACAGCGCAAAAUAAAUCAGUAUUGACGAUGUGAUGAUCCUAUUUAGGCUUAUACAAUUAUAUUUAAAAACAUAUAUUAUCAUGUUUAAUGUUUAAAGUUGAUCGAAGUAGGCGGGCAGACAGUAUGACACUCAAUAAAAGAUCAGGGUUUAUCUCAAGCACAUCCUUGAAACGCAUGGUGGCGAUUUCACACCUUUAUCCAAGUCCGGUGGUCUCACGCGGUCUGUUGGCACUUUACGCUUCACCUACCACUCCUUCAACUCACUGUACCAAUGUUAAGGCUCAUCUGAACCAGCCUGAUGAUCAGCAUGUAUCGGCGUUUAAAUGUGUUGAUCUUGACAUGCAUUCAUCUGUUCCCGGGUGUCCAAGUGUCCGGGCAAACGGACCCCAUCUUCAAACUAGAAAACGUGUCAGGGAAACUUGUAUUCUACCAGAAUGAAGGAAACUCGACGUUGGUUCGUGACACCGGAGAGCUCGCCUCAUCUGUCCAGACCGUCGCCAUGUUCCAGAUCUUCGACCCAGAACAAACCUUGGUCCAAACGAAGCUCACCUAUACGUGGGACUUUGGGAACGGGGAGGUGAUCGAAGGAACCGAGCCUGUGGCUCGCUACAACUACACAGAAUCUGGGAACUAUACUCUGCGGCUGCAAGUGGGGGCCAACAUGACCAAACAAGAAGUACCGAUAGCUGGAGAUUACUCGAUGGAUUUAAAAGUUCUUGACGCAAUCAGCAAAAUUGAGAUGGAACGGCAUUCUAGUUACCAUGUGGCCGAGAAUGUCAGCAUGUUCUUUCAUGUUGAUGGGAGCCCCCCCAUGUGGGUGUGCUGGCAGGUGGUCCCAGACUGCAGGUCCAUGACCCCGUCGGUCUGCACUCGGUCGGUGCUGUACAGCCACAUGCUGCGUCUGAACCACACCUUCGCCUCCAGUGGCCUCCACUGCCUGGACAUCAGCGUUCAGAACGACAUCAGCAGCCUGCACUCCUCCUUCAGCGUCUACGUGGGGAGGGGCCGUAACACCAACCUAUUCUUCAUAAUGUCCUGUCUGGCAGUGCUUGCGGCUACCUUCUCCUUCAUUGGCAUCAUCGCCUGUCGCCCGCGUCACCCAAACCUGCUCCAGGUGGGACGCUCCAGCAGUGCUUUAUUCCUAAACGAUGAGGAUGGAAGCCAAGUUAAACUAAGCUUCUCUGGACUGGAGAGAGGAGAGAGCCAGCCUCUCAUUCUUCGACAUGGGCUUAUGGUGUGUUCCUGAAUCCUCGAAGGCCAGACUUCCGAGUCGAAAGUCGAAGAUCUCCAAGCUUUCUCGAAGGCACUCACCCUUUUUUUCUUCACCUUUCGAAAAUUUGAGAGUAGACCGAGGGCAGUGAUGACGCUCUCAACAAAAUGGCUGCGCCCAUUACGAGAUUUUUUUCUUUUGUAUUUGUACCACGUAGGUCAUUUUUAUGUUGACUUUAAAUGCUCUUACACACUUGUUAUAUUGCUACUUUAUUCCGUUCACCAAUU
Molecule: messenger RNA, 1853 nt
Organism: Gadus morhua (Atlantic cod)
Lineage: Eukaryota; Metazoa; Chordata; Actinopteri; Gadiformes; Gadidae
Gene: tmem130
Product: transmembrane protein 130
Exons: 9
Coding region: 655-1602 (315 amino acids)
Cellular component (GO): plasma membrane
Source: RefSeq, a predicted model, not a curated record